This is a messenger RNA of Purpureocillium lilacinum, 7764 nucleotides long. RefSeq names its product insulinase (Peptidase M16). Gene Ontology annotation, molecular function: metalloendopeptidase activity; metal ion binding. Gene Ontology annotation, biological process: peptide catabolic process. NCBI's taxonomy places the organism in Eukaryota, Fungi, Ascomycota, Sordariomycetes, Hypocreales, Ophiocordycipitaceae. Gene Ontology annotation, cellular component: cytosol; mitochondrion. The record is from RefSeq and is a predicted model, not a curated record.
AUGCCCACCUCUCAGACGCAUGGGUUGGCUCCUGGCCGCCAGGCCCCCGUCGUUCUCCUGACGGACCGCCUGGAGAAGCCGUCCCUGGACGACCGCGAUUAUCGUGUCGUUCGGCUCGAGAACGACCUCGAGGCUUUGCUGGUUCAUGACCCCGAGACGGACAAGGCUAGCGCCGCCCUCGACGUCAACGUUGGAAACUUCAGCGACGAAGAUGGCAUGCCAGGAAUGGCGCACGCCGUCGAGCAUCUCUUGUUCAUGGGUACCAAGAAAUUCCCUAUCGAGAACGAGUACGGCCAGUACUUAUCUGCCAACUCGGGCAGUUCCAACGCCUACACUGCCUCCACCUCCACCAACUACUACUUCGACAUUGCGGCUAAACCCGACAAUGACGAGGACCCUUCGGAUUCCAACCCUUCCCCGCUGCGAGAGGCUCUCGAUCGCUUUGCCCAAUUCUUCAUCGAGCCCCUUUUCCUCUCCAACACGCUCGACCGGGAGCUGAGAGCCGUCGACUCGGAGAACAAGAAGAACCUGCAGAACGAUACCUGGCGACUUCAUCAACUCGAAAAGUCAUUGUCUAAUCCAAAGCACCCUUAUUGCCAUUUCUCGACCGGAAAUUUCGAGGUCCUCAAGACGAUUCCUGAAUCACAAGGCAUCAACGUAAGGGACAAGUUCAUCGAGUUCCAUGCCCAGCACUACUCGGCCAACCGCAUGAAGCUUGUCGUGCUCGGCCGCGAGCCCCUUGAUGUUCUGCAGAAAUGGGUCGUGGAGCUCUUUUCCCCAAUCGUCAACAAGAAGCUUCCCCCGAACCGCUGGACGGACGAGGUCCCCUUCCGACCCGAAGACCUCGGGAUGCAAUGCUUUGCGAAGCCCGUCAUGGAUUCAAGGGACUUGAACCUGAUCUUCCCCUUCAUCGACGAGGAAGCGCUCUUUGAGUCACAGCCCAGCAGGUACAUCAGCCAUUUGAUUGGACACGAGGGCCCUGGCAGCGUCAUGGCCUACGUCAAGAGCAAGGGGUGGGCGAACAGCUUGUCCGCUGGCGCAUACCCUGUCUGCCCCGGAACUCCGGGAAUUUUCGAGGUGCAGAUUCGCAUGACCGAAGAGGGCUUGAAGAACUAUCCCGAGAUUGUCAAGAUCUUUUUCCAAUACGUCUCGCUGCUGCGAGAGUCGCCGCCACAAGAAUGGAUCUUUGACGAGCAAAAGGGCAUGGCAGAUGUUGAUUUCAAGUUCAGGCAAAAGACCCCGGCCAGUCGGUUCACGAGCAGAACCAGUUCGGUGAUGCAAAAGCCGCUUCCCCGCGAGUGGCUGCUCAGUGGCCACAGCCGUCUUCGAACGUUUGACCCGAAGUUGAUCAAUGAUGCCUUGGGCAAGAUUCGACCCGACAAUAUGCGGAUGGUCAUAGUGUCCCGAAACUUCCCUGGGUCCUGGGAUAAGAAGGAAAAGUGGUACGGUACUGAGUAUAGCCACGAGCAGAUACCCGCCAGCUUGAUGGAGGGGCUGCAGCAGGCCAUUGCCUUGCCUCCGUCAGCUCGCCUUGCGGAGCUGCACCUGCCACACAAGAACAACUUCAUCCCCAACAAGCUCGAGGUCGAGAAGAAGGAAGUGGCAGAACCUGCACCGGCCCCACGCUUGCUGCGCAACGACUCCGUCGCCCGGACCUGGUGGAAGAAAGAUGACACAUUCUGGGUGCCCAAGGCCAACGUCAUGGUCAGCCUCAAGAACCCCAUCAUUUUUGCCACCGCGGAGAACAGCGUCAAGGCCCGGCUCUUCACAGAGUUGGUACGAGACGCUCUGGAGGAGUAUUCGUACGAUGCGGAGCUCGCCGGUCUGCAGUACACUGUGUGUCUCGAUUCACGUGGUCUCGAGUUGGACAUUUCUGGAUACAACGACAAGCUUCCUGUGCUUCUGGAGCAAGUCGCCGUCACCCUACGCGACCUCGAAAUCAAGGACGAGCGUUUUGACAUUGUCAAGGAGCGCCUUACCCGUGGCUACGACAACUGGCAGCUGCAGUCAUCGUACCAACAGGUCGGCGAGUACAUGGCGUGGCUCAACGCAGAGCGCGACUUUGUCGUGGAAGAGCUUGCGGUAGACUUGCAAAACAUCACCGCCGAUGCAGUGAGGCUGUUCCACAAGCAAAUGCUGGCGCAGCUCUACAUCGAGGUGUACGCACACGGCAACAUGUACAAGGGUGAGGCACUGAAGGUGACGGAUAUGGUGGAGUCAAUCCUCAAGCCUCGCACCCUUCCCCGAUCGCAGUGGCCCAUCAUUCGAUCUCUGGUCCUUCCGCCCGGGUCGAACUUUGUCUUCAACAAGACUCUGAAGGACCCGGCCAACGUGAACCAUUGCGUCGAGACCUUCUUCUUCGUCGCUGAUAGAAGCGACCAAGUCGCUCGCGCAAAGACGUUGCUGAUCGACCAAAUGGUGCACGAGCCUGCUUUUGAUCAACUCAGGACCAAGGAGCAGCUUGGAUACAUCGUCUUCUCAAGCAUGCGCGUCUUUGCCACCGUGUGUGGUUUCCGUUUCCUGGUGCAGAGCGAGAGGACCCCCGAGUAUCUGGAUCGCAGGAUCGAGGCUUUCCUUGCCCGCUUUGGUCAAUCUCUCAACGAAAUGAGCGAUACCGAGUUUGAAGGCCACAAGAGGAGUCUCAUCAAUAAGCGUCUAGAGAAGCUGAGGAACCUGGAUCAGGAAUGGUCCAGGCAUUGGACUCAUAUCUCGAAUGAAUACUACAGCUUCGACCAAGCCAAAAUUGAUGCGGAACACGUCAAGAGCUUGACCAAGGCCGAAAUGGUUGAAUUCUUCAACCAGUACUUCAGCCCGGCCUCAAACAAGCGAGCGAGGAUCUCUGUGCACAUGCACGCCCGAGGCGCUGGCGAGCUGGACCUGAAGGUCAUUGACCUGCUGCAGUCACUGGGCUUGAACGACGUUCCGCGCGAGAAACGCCAGAACGUGGGUCUCCUCGAGGGCUACCUGAAGGAUGACCUGAAGCUUCCGGAGAGCGAGAGAGCCACCAUCACCUCGAAGGCUAAGGAGCUCGGACUGAGCCAGAUGACGCACAAUGAUGAGCCUGGUGCAGCCACAGCAGGAGCAGUGUCUGCUGUGGACUCUGCCGAGGAGAUCACCGACGUACGCCAGUUCAAGGCUGGCCUCUUCGCCAGCCUGGGAGCCAGACCGAUCAAGGAUCUCAGCGACUCGCCCUCGCCCGACACCGCCUUGCCCUCGUGCGAACCCGACGACAACCCGGCAUUCUCCUUCUCUGCGGCCUCCGGGCUCGACUCGCCUCUGUACAACCGUGCCGACUCUCUGCCGGCCUCCAGCCUGCCCCCGCGGCUCCAGACGCAGGUCGGCUCCCUCGUCUCCGCAGACUACGCCUCCUCUGUGGCCUCGUCGUCGCCCUGUGCAUCGGCGUACGCUGAGCUCUCCCUCGAGAGCGACCGAGGAGGCGACGACACUGCUUCGGCCCGGACCACCGCCCGAAGCCAGUCCCCGUUUCGCAUCUCGAGGAGGGCCAUUAUGAACGGCGAUGCCGAGCUGCCUCACCGUUCCUCUUCGCCACUCAAACGACGAGCCUCCAACAUGGAGCACGACCCAGACGCGCAUAAGAACGGUGACGAUUCCGAGAUGACGGCGACUCAAGCCCCCGGUGAAGAAAAUGUUCCCCCGGGCGGCUUCCCCCGUGCCAUGAGCGUUGAUAUUCCGGAGGCGGAUGCCUCUAAAGAAGUCGACGAUAUUACGUCGCAGCCCCCUCCCCCACUUCAGGAGCAGAUCAAGAUUAUUGAAACCCUCUUGAAGGCGUUUGCCGAAGCACCUGUCCAGGAGGGGAGCACGGCAUAUUUGGUGUCCCGGACAUGGGUGGAAAAGGCCCUUGACCUUCGCGCUGAUUCCAAGGCGUCCAAGGUAGCCUCUGAGGAUGCUUCCCUUGGCCCCGUCGACAACUCGGACAUUAUUGAAGAAGUCCUCAAAGAUUCCACCGGGAAGGACUUCGUGCGCCUCAAGCCAGGCUCUGGACUUGAGUCAUUCGAGUUGUUCCCCGAGGAUGCCUGGAAGAUGGUUGUUGCGUGGUACGGCAUCCAGGACGGACAGGUCGCCAUCGUUCGAACUGCAGUCAACACCGCCGACAGCAAGCAAGCGCCACCGAACAUCAUGUACGAGUUCCACCCGCCUGUCUUCCGGGUCCAUCGACUCUGGUCGCAAGUCAGCCCUUUGCCAAUCGAGCAGAGUCUCAAGGCCGACAACCCACCACCCGUGGUUGUUGCGAGGAGCGCCACCACUCAUGCGCAGAACUUUUUGAGGGAGCUCAAGACCCUCACCGGCAUUCCGAAAGACCGCAAGAUGCGGUUGUUCAGACUAGCCCCCGAUUUCCAGCCUGCGGACAACCCGGCUGAGCAGCGUUCUGCUCUCACCCCUCCGGAUUCUCCCGAACGGGGACUAGGCCAGGAAGCGUGGUCUCACCUUCUCCUGAGCAUUGUGGCGUUCGGCUCUACCCGCGACCACAGGACGCAACUGCACCUUGCCGAUCAGACUACUAAUGAUAAAUUCAACGGUCAAGCUGCCCUCCAACAUUACGAUUUGACCGCCGACUGCGUUCUCAUUCUCGAUGAGGCCAUUGGAACGACGAGCUGGGUCAGCUCAUACACCGGCAAGGAGAAGAUAUCUCAAAAAGCAAUGCCUUCCCGGAACGCCCUCUCGCUGUCGUCAAAACCCAACAGCAACAGGAGCAGCCCGGGUCGGGACGGGCCAGUGACCAGGGCUCGAGCGCAGAAGAAGCGGUUUGGCCGGAACACCGGAGCUGUCGGUCUGCAUAACCUGGGAAAUACUUGCUACAUGAACUCAGCACUGCAGUGUGUCCGAAGCGUUGAGGAGCUUACCAAGUACUUCCUGACCGAAUCAUAUCUUCCCGAGAUCAACCAGACCAAUGUCCUCGGAUACGAAGGCAGGGUUGCCAGCGCAUAUGGAAGUCUUCUCAGGGAAAUCUAUGAGGAGGGACGCGGCUCCGUGAGCCCCCGAGACUUCAAGUCUACCGUGGGCCGUUGCCGCCCGACAUUCUCUGGAUGGGGCCAACAGGAUUCCCAGGAAUUCUUGGGAUUUCUGCUUGAUGCUCUUCAGGAGGAUUUAAGCCGGAUCAAGAAGAAGCCCUACAUCGAGAAGCCUGAUUCCACCGACGACAUGAUCAACGACCCCGAAGCAAUCCGCAAGAUGGCGGACGAGGUCUGGGACAUUACUCGCAAGCGCGAUGACUCGGUCAUUGCCGACCUCUUCACUGGCAUGUACAAGUCGACUCUUAAGUGCCCAGAGUGCGGCAAAAUCAGCAUCACGUUCGACCCUUUCAACAACCUGACGUUGCCAUUGCCGGUCCAGAACAUGUGGGUUAAGACCGUCAAGUUCUUUCCGCUCAACGACGUCCCGGUGAAGAUCGAGGUUGAGCUACCGAAACAUAGCUCUGUUGAUGCACUGAAGCAAUUCAUCUCCGAACGAACUGGUGUACCGGUGGAGCGUCUCAUGGGUGCCGAAGAGUUCAAGGAUCGCUUCUUCAAGAUCUAUGACGGUAGCCAUGACAUAUCCGAGGAGAUCCAGCACACAGAUACACCGACAAUGCAUGAGCUGGAUGCUGUGCCUACAAAUUGGCCCAGCAAGGUCCCGCGCAAGAAGUACAGGUCUAUGCUGGACAUUGACUCGCCACCAGAGUCCUCCGAUUCGGAUGACGAGCAGUCUGACACCCUCGUGGUCCCUCUCCUCCACCGCCGCCCACAAGUCCCCGGACGUGGGCCGGAUGGCAUGCCACCGCCACAAUUCAUCACUCUGAACAGAAAGGAAGCCUCCAGCCUUGACGUCAUUCGUCGAAAGGUCCUUGAAAAGGUGGCCACACUUACCACGUGGUCGACGCUGGCAGAUGCAGCGCACGAGAGCGACAACGCAGAUUCCGCUGAUGGAGACAUGGUCGUCACCACGUCGUCCGAUGCCGACUCUUCGGGAGAUGGCAAAGUUGCAGCUCGUUCGGUGUCGGGCGAGGAGGACAUGGUCGACGUGACAAUGAGGGACGCCGUCGACAGCCAACAUGCCAACUCCAAGAUCCUGAAACAGUUCAACACCCGGCGUCCGAAAUUCAUUAGCCCGGAUACCUUCUUGGACCCAGAGCUACAGAAUCUUUUCGAUCUGUCUUACUUCAGAAGCGAUUCUGACGGCCCGGUCCCCACGGGAUGGUCCAGCGUCGACAACACCAGGACCCUUCCGAAGCUCACGGACCGUAUCCCUGAAACGAAGGAUGCCGAAGAUGAAAGCCCAGAGAGCGUCGGUAGCACUGGUUCCGGCAACGAAGACAGCAGUAAUGAAGAUGAAGGACCCGAGGAGCCAGCCCAAACACGGAUGGCAGAGGAAUCAAGUGACGAGGAUGCAAGCCCGGUUGCUAGAUUCGCGGGUCGACAUGGACGACAGCAUCACAAGUCUGGGCCCGGUGGGCGCAAGAAGUUCAAGGGCCACAAGACGUACGGUAAGAAGGGCAACAAGCGACGAGAUAAGCAGAUGCGCGGUGGCAAGCAUGCACACCGUGCUACUCAAGUCGAGCCCCAGCCCAUGCCUCCUGCCGUCGCAGACGGCGGACCUCUGGUCCGCCUAUACGAAGGCCUCGUCGUCGACUGGAACGAAGAGGCCUGGGAGAUGGUGUUCGGCAACAUUGGGCGGCGUGACGACUCCACUGAGGGCGCCAAGACAUACUCGGACAUUGAGACAGUCCACGACAAUGCGCUCAAGCUUACUCAGAGGCGACGCCAGAGUCGUAAGAAUAAGGGCAUCACUUUGGAGGAAUGCUUGGACGAGUUCGAGCGAGCCGAGGUCCUCUCGGAGCAGGACAUGUGGUACUGCCCACGAUGCAAGGAACACCGCCGCGCAAGCAAGAAGUUCGAUCUGUGGAAGACGCCGGAUAUCCUCGUAGCCCAUCUCAAGCGAUUUAGCAGCUCAGGCUGGCGCCGCGACAAGCUCGACGUUCUGGUCGACUUCCCCAUCGAGGACCUCGACCUGACAUCGAGAGUCAUCCAGAAGGAGGACGGCAAGGAUGAGAUCUACGACUUGAUCGCUGUUGAUGAUCACUAUGGCGGCCUCGGUGGUGGGCACUACACUGCCUACGCGAAGAACUUUGUCGAUGGACGCUGGUACAGCUUUAAUGAUUCGUCUGUCCACGUCGUUUCCGACCCGACAAACGUGGUCACAAACGCAGCGUACCUGCUGUUCUAUCGCCGGCGGUCCAGCAAGCAUCUGGGCGGCCCCCGCUUCGACGAGAUUUUCGCCAAGUACGACAAGGAGAGCUCUCAGUCGGAUGACGAGGCGACCGAAUCCAGCGAGGAUGGCCGUGCGUCGGUCAAGACAACGGUAAAACAAAUCGUUGACGUCGAAGACGACGACCCGCCGCUGUAUGACGGGUCAAUUCGGCGAAGCAUAGAGGACGAUGGGGAGGAGACGCAGGACGGUUAUCGAAACCUGGGCUCAAAGUCUCUCGACAUGACGCAGGGCUGGAGCUUUGACAGGCUGUCUGGCAGCGGCCCUGAGGGCUCCAACACCGCCGACUGUGCCAGCGACGACGCUCAGUUCGAUUCGGGCGACGAGCAAGGUAACGAAGCCGCUGAUCAAGACACGGACAUGGCGUCGGUGACUGUCGACGAGUCCGGGCACUGGGAAGGACAAGAUGUACUCUCAGUGCCAGCUAAUGAGGCAGGCGACCGGGACUCGGAGGAAGUCGCCGAGAUCCAUUUGGAGGGCGACAAGGCCGGCCGCGGCUAG